Linum tenue is the source of this 654-nucleotide messenger RNA. The record is from the annotation of a GenBank genome assembly. Lineage: Eukaryota; Viridiplantae; Streptophyta; Magnoliopsida; Malpighiales; Linaceae.
AUGCAUAAUAAUAAUCCAUUCCUCGUCGUCCUUUUCGUCGCCGCAUCCUUCUACCGCGGCUCAGACGCUGCUGCGAGUUUCUGCGUGGGUGAUCUGACACGUCAGCCGACGCCUUCCGGGUACCCGUGCAAGAACCCGGAAAACGUCACCGUCGACGACUUCGUGUUCACGGAGUUUGUGAAAAGAGUCAACACCUCGAAUGCCAACAAGGCAUCCAUCGUUCGAGCCAACUCGACGACGUUUCCGGCCUUCCCGGGCCUGAACGGGCUGGGCCUGGCUGUAGCCCGGGCCGACAUCGAGCCCGGUGGCGCGAUCCCGCUCCACAGCCACCCGGCAGCCACGGAGAUGAUCUACGUGGCGGAAGGCUCCAUCACGGCCGGUUUCAUCUCCGGGGCGUCCAACGUGGUGUACGUUAAGAAGCUGAAUAAGGGCGAAGUCAUGGUUUUCCCGCGAGGGCUUUUCCAUUUUCAGGUGAACACGGGGAAAGAGCACGCCGUGGGGAUCGCGAGUUUUAGUGACUCAGAGCCUGGGGUUCAGCUGGUGAGCUUGGCGAUCUUUGGCAACGAUUUUCCGUCGUUUUUGGUGGAGAAGACGACGAGUAUUGAUGAAGCUGAGGUGAAGAAGCUCAAAGCUCUGCUUGGCGGUUCUGGCUAA